CCUCCUACAAUGCAACGCGUACUGGCCAAGGGAAGCCUCCAACCAGAUCAAGAGAAACAAGGGAUUAUGUGCUAGCUAGAUACUAAACAAAGCGACCCUCCCCAGCCGUCUGGUUUAAAUUCAUCGUGAUAGAUGGUCCUUGAGAUUUAUGAUCCUGUAGUAAAUAAUAAACUCGGAAAUUUGUCUUUGGAGUACAAAGUGUCUAAUCAACCUUGUAUCAGGACAUCAACUAGCCUGCUUUAGCUGGGUCUCCACAAGGCAGCGGUGGACUGUGUGUGUGUCAUUGUGGCAAAUCUCUGAAUAAUUAAUUGGAGUAACAAUGAUGAACAACGAGGAGACAGCCGCUCAACCGAAAGCCGCCGCCGACGACGAUGGCAUGUCAUGGUGGUACCGAUGGCUCUGCAAAAUCGCUGGGGUUUUGGGAGGAAUAUCCUGUGCCAUUGCGGGAAUAUGGAACUGUGUCACCGUCAACCCCUUGAACAUCGCCGCGGGAGUGUGGAUGGUGUUGAACGCCUGCGUGCUGUUCCUGUGUGAAGUGCCGUUCUGCUGCCAGUUCGUGGAGUUUGCUAACGCGGUGGCGGCGCGGGCAGAUAAACUACGGCCCUGGCAGAAAGCCUUCUUCUACUGCGGGAUGGCUUUGUUUCCCAUAUGCCUCAAGUUCUCCAUCAACACCUUGUUUGGGAACGCCAUCGCCUUCGCCACAGGGGUCCUGUAUGGCCUAGCUUCUCUGGGGAAAAAAGACAAUGCUCUAAAACACCGAUUUUCACGUUUUAUUAAUGGGGGAGACGCUGUGAGCUACGCCAGGCUGCAGCACCAGAAACAGGGGGAUGAAGAGAAGAUGACGGGGACAAUAGAUGACGGCCCUCAGUGAUAAAGUUCAUCCAUCCCUCCAGGUCUCCUCCCCCCUCCCCACUGCCCUUUUUCUGAGUCCUCUUCUUGAGUUUGCACAGAGCAUCCCGGUACUCUACAAAAGGACAAAGAUGUCAUCAAUAUCUCACUCAAAUCCAGCCCUCUUGUUUAGCAAGGUAUUUAGUUUCUGGAAAGGCUGCAUCUGUAAUGUGUAUAUUUAAACUCAUCUGAUGGUUGGUAUUCCAUAUGGAUUUGAUCUGUUGUUUCAAUGUUAUUGCGUGAACUACUUUCCUUUUUAGAUUGGAUUUGUGUUGGCAUGUUCAGCGAAUAGCUGUAGUAUAGUUUUUUUUUUUUAGUUUGUCAGGUAAAUUAUUUGUUUGUUUUUCUGUUCUUUGUCAACUUGAUAUUUGAUAACCCUUACACAGUAUGGCAAUCAGAAAGGGAUGCAUCUGUUUAGCCAAUGAGCUUUUUAGUAAAUAUUGGUUAGUAUUCCAUGGAAACGUCAGUCAUGCUUUUAAUUCUGUCACCCCGUAUGACCCUCAUGUGUGCUAUAGAUGUGGGGAUCCAAAAUUCUGGCUAGUAAGAAUGUAUAAUGUUACCCAAAGAUGUCCGUUUUUAACACAGAUCUUCAGUUACUUUGUGGUGCUCUGCCACGUCCCAUGAGGCACCGGUACGUUACGAGUGCCAGUUCUUCGCUCAAAACUGGUUCUGUAUGGACUGUUAUGGAACCGUGAAUUCUUAAAGCUUUCUGUGCAUGGUUGAAAUGAAAGCAGAUAUUCGUACUGUCCCGUGUUCUCUAAUCCUUCUUGCCUGACCGCCGACACAACUGUUGGUAAAUAUUUUGUGUGUUUUUGUGGAGAGGAAUGUGAGCUUAACUGCUAUGCUGCUUUAGAAUCGUAUUUCUUACCUUUUUGUCAGUGUUGGGACUUUCCUUAUACUUUGACCUAAUGCCGACUAUGAUCGUCCUGUGCUUGACACUACUGACAUGGUCAGUCUUGACCAAUCAUGAAAAGAGAGGUGACCAGACCCCUAGGUCUUCUAACCACGAAUGCAUGUAAAGGCUUUUAUACAACGAUACUGAGGGAAUCUUGUCUUCAGGGACUGUGUGUGUAUGUAACCCAUUGGAUUAAGACCCAACACUAUUUAAACACUAUCUUCUAUUUCAGACUCAGAUCACAGGGCUUUAAUGUUUUUUCUUAUUUAUCUCCUGGUGCAGUUUGGUUGCUUUUCCCUUUGGAGUGACAGUGAAGCAAUGUCUCUGUUACUGUAUGUAAUACUCAAACACUGACUCGGAGCAAAGUAACCCUGCAAUCUUGCUGUCCAUUAUCCUCCAAGACUUUUCAGAACCAUACAGCCAUCUACUAACUGAUCUGUUCUCAGGUAUUUAUUUUCAUCUGUGCAGUAAACAGGGUAACCACCAACUAACAGCAUUGCAGGAUUGAAGCACAAUCCACACACUAACCAGCUUUGGUACACACACCAGCAACACACCAAGUAAAAAAAAUAGGUAAAACUUUGAUAACCUUGUCGUUCCCCUGAAACUCGUCAACCGUUGCCUGUUAAACCGGAAUAUGCUAGUCUUUUUAGGCAGUUGAAUUUGACGUCCCUAGUCAGUUUUUCUGCGUGACAUGGAACACACAACACCAUCCAAGCCUAUUUGUGAUACUGUGUCGUGUUAACUCUGGUCUAAAGCAGAAAACAGCACUUGCAGCACCACGGUGUUGCAGAGCCAGCCUUAAAGCAUGCCAGUAGUUUGUGUUCUGCUGUACGGGAUGUGUGCAUAUGCAGACGGAUUAACCAGAAUUACCUUAACUUGUCCGUUGCUUUUGAAUGAUGUGAUCUACAAAAACAAUACAAACACGAUUUGUUUUUGCUUCCUAUGUGGCAUUGUUUUCUCCCCUAUUCUGACAAAAUAAAGUUCAGCUUUUUUGUAUGUG
Molecule: messenger RNA, 2786 nt
Organism: Hypomesus transpacificus
Lineage: Eukaryota; Metazoa; Chordata; Actinopteri; Osmeriformes; Osmeridae
Gene: cacfd1
Product: calcium channel flower domain containing 1
Exons: 7
Coding region: 320-871 (183 amino acids)
Biological process (GO): vesicle-mediated transport
Cellular component (GO): membrane
Source: RefSeq, a predicted model, not a curated record